UCCGUCUCCCUCCCUCUCUGGAUCUGUCUCUCUUCUUCCUCAGCUUCCUCCUGCCACUCAGACCCUGCUCCCCAACCGCUUCCCUUCCCCCCUCAUCCCUCUCCUCUCGGAGGCUCCCCCAUCCCUCAGCAGCUCCCCUCCCCCUCCCUCCCUCCUCCCUCCUUCUCUCUUCCAGCUCCGCACUUUACCCAGCGACACGAGAACCAAAUUGUCUCCUCACCUUUUUUUUUUUUUUUUUAAAAGCCCGACCCUCUCAUUCUGACGGCCCAAGCUCCGAGCUACCCCCAGCUCCCCUCCCCCUCACUCUACACCCCCAUUCUUCAUACACCUCCUCAUCUCCAUCCCCUCUCAACCAGGUCGGACGCCUGGGUCCCUUGCUGCUGGGGGAGGGGGGAGCAGGGAGAAUUGGGAAGCCCAGAGGGGUUUCUGGGGGGAGGGGUGCUGGCAGCAGGGGCUGGACGUCCCUCCCCAGUGCAUCGGAGAGUUGACCUGUCAUUAACUGAGCUGGAGACCAUGGCUUCACUCUGACCUCCGCCUCUGCAGCCACCUGCUCGCUGCCCCCCCCCCCUCUGGCCCCUCGAGGCCCCCCGCUUCUGCCUGUGUUGUGACCCCCCCCAGCCGCAGGCACGGCCCCACCUCCGCUGCCCCGGUGGUGGCCCACGGCCCCCCGGCUGCCCGUGGUCAAACUGGAGUCAUUGAAACGUUGGAAUGAAGAGAGGGGUUUGUGGUGCGAAAAGGGCGUUCAGGUACUGCUGACCACCGUAGGCGCCUUCGCAGCCUUUGGACUCAUGACCAUCGCCAUCAGCACUGACUACUGGCUCUACACACGAGCUCUCAUCUGCAAUACCACCAACCUCACCGCAGGUGAUGAUGGACCGCCCCACCGUGGGGGCAGCGGCUCCUCGGAGAAGAAGGACCCUGGGGGCCUCACACACUCAGGUCUCUGGCGGAUAUGCUGCUUGGAAGGGUUGAAAAGAGGUGUCUGCGUGAAGAUCAACCACUUCCCGGAGGACACGGACUACGACCACGACAGCGCGGAGUACCUGCUCCGAGUGGUCCGGGCCUCCAGCAUCUUUCCGAUCCUGAGCGCCAUCCUGCUGCUGCUCGGGGGCGUGUGCGUGGCUGCCUCCCGCGUCUACAAGUCCAAAAGGAACAUCAUCCUGGGCGCGGGGAUCCUGUUCGUGGCAGCAGGCCUGAGCAACAUCAUCGGGGUGAUCGUGUACAUAUCGGCCAACGCGGGCGAGCCGGGCCCCAAGAGGGACGAGGAGAAGAAAAACCACUACUCCUACGGCUGGUCCUUCUACUUCGGCGGGCUGUCCUUCAUCCUGGCCGAGGUGAUCGGCGUGCUGGCCGUCAACAUCUACAUCGAGCGCAGCCGCGAGGCGCACUGCCAAUCUCGCUCGGACCUGCUCAAGGCCGGCGGCGGCGCGGGCGGCAGUGGCGGGAGCGGCCCCUCGGCCAUCCUCCGUCUGCCCAGUUACCGCUUCCGCUACCGCCGCCGCUCCCGCUCCAGCUCCCGAGGCUCCAGCGAGGCAUCGCCGUCGCGGGACGCGUCUCCCGGCGGCCCCGGAGGCCCGGGCUUCGCCUCCACGGACAUCUCCAUGUACACGCUCAGUCGCGACCCGUCCAAGGGCAGCGUGGCUGCGGGGCUGGCGGGCGCCGGGGCAGGCGGCGGCGGCGGUGUGGGCGCCUACGGCGGGGCGGCCGGAGGCACGGGGGGCGGCGGGGCGGGCGCCGAGCGGGACCGCGGGAGCGCAGCGGGCUUCCUCACGCUGCACAACGCCUUCCCCAAGGAGGCGGCGUCUGGCGUCACGGUCACGGUCACCGGACCUCCCGCUGCGCCCGCGCCCGCGCCGCCCGCUCCUGCAGCGCCCGCGCCUGGGACCCUGUCCAAAGAGGCCGCCGCAUCCAACACCAACACGCUCAACAGGAAAACCACGCCCGUGUAGGGGCGCGCGCCCUCGCGGGGAGCCGGGGGGCGCGUCCGGGGCGCGUGCGCGGGCGCGCGUGCAACGAGGCCGCCGGAUCGGGGUGCCCCCCAGCUCUAUCCCCGCGAGCGCGCUGGACACCGCUGGGCCUUCUAGCCCCUCCCCGCGCCCCUCCGCACCCUCUACCCUCGGGCGUGGGAAGCCCGGUCACGCUCCGAAGCAGGGACCCUUGGGGAGGGGGACGGGACGGGAGAAGGGGCUCUGGCGUGGGAGCGCUGUGUUUUAUUUUUGUGUGGGGGGCAUUUCAAGGGAGGGAGGGAGGGCCGUGGUGUUUUUUGCAGUUUUGAGAUGUUUUCUUUUUAAAUGUUUUGCUGUGUGCAUGUGGGGGCGGGGCGGGGGGAGGGAAGGGAGGGACUCCCAGCCCAGCCCAGCCCAACUCCUGGAGAGGGGCUCAUAACACAUGAAUAUAGAGUUACAUCUACAACUAUAUAUACACAUGUUCUGUAUAAAGAGACAGGCCAGCAGAAGGCAAAGGCCGAGGGAAGGACGCGCUGACAUUUAGUUCACUUUUUCACUCAUCUUUCGACAAGGGCUUAUUAAGCACCUACUAUGUACCAGGUGAUGGGUACAGAAGGCGGUGCUAGGGAGGAGGGGACAUAAACGCAGGCGCAUCCAUUCAUCCA
Molecule: messenger RNA, 2611 nt
Organism: Onychomys torridus (southern grasshopper mouse)
Lineage: Eukaryota; Metazoa; Chordata; Mammalia; Rodentia; Cricetidae
Gene: Cacng8
Product: calcium voltage-gated channel auxiliary subunit gamma 8
Exons: 5
Coding region: 789-1949 (386 amino acids)
Biological process (GO): positive regulation of synaptic transmission, glutamatergic; calcium ion transport; neurotransmitter receptor internalization
Cellular component (GO): AMPA glutamate receptor complex; postsynaptic density membrane
Molecular function (GO): voltage-gated calcium channel activity; channel regulator activity
Source: RefSeq, a predicted model, not a curated record